Messenger RNA from Sphaeramia orbicularis (orbiculate cardinalfish), 1760 nucleotides. RefSeq names its product transmembrane protein 271 (gene tmem271). The coding region runs from base 438 to 1259 and encodes 273 amino acids. The record is from RefSeq and is a predicted model, not a curated record. Lineage: Eukaryota; Metazoa; Chordata; Actinopteri; Kurtiformes; Apogonidae. The transcript has a single exon.
UCAAGCCGGAGACUCGGCGGACUGCAGAUGAGACUGAGCUGAGGAGGAGGAGGAGGAGGAGGAAGAGGAGGAGCAGAGGAGGACAAAGUUUGAGUGAGGAAAGUGUCAGUGGAGUGUGAGUCCACUGGUGCUGAUGCUGAUGAGGAUGAUGAAGAUGAUGGGCGGUUAGGUGAUGCGGGCUCCAGUCUUCAUCACCACUUUGGGUUUGGAUUAUUGAUCAGAGACAGAAACAGGAACACAUGAAAUAAUUAUUCAUCCGGGAUGCGAGAGAGACGCCACCGCGGCGAGGACCGGCCGCUGUGAGAACCGGGAACCGGGAGAGGAGAGAGACAACCGGCUAUAGAGAAAUGUCCACAUGUGAGAACGAAGGAGAGGACGAAGGAGGAUGAAGAAGGGGGGAGAAGCAGAGGGCUGUUCAGCGGCAGAGGUGGAAUAUAAUGAAGUUGAGUGGGAAAGGACUGUGCACCGUGCUGUCCGGCUCCCUCCUCUUCGUGUGCGCCCUCAGCCAAGUUGCGGUUGGAUUCAGAUGCGUGUCUCUGGGAUCUACGGUGAAAGGGCAUUUCCACCUCGGAGCCGCGGCCGGGGCUUUCUAUUCGGGUCUGCUGGUGGGGGUCGGCCAGGUCCUGCUGGGGUCCGCGCUCCUCUGCUGCGCGGACAAACCCGGCUGCAGGAAUUUCUUUCUCCUGGGGGUUGUGGUCUUCUUGUUGGGGGUCCUCACUGCCUUCUCCGGCGCGGUGGUGGACGGGGACACGGCUGCCCUGGUGGACAGGAAAUAUUCCCACUACUGCUUCCACUCCACGGUGAUGAUUGUGAACCCUGCGUGCGAACAGCUGAGGGAUUACCAGCGCACUCUGGUCAUGUCCACGGUCCUGUGCACCCUGGAGUGCGUCCUGGGGCUCAUCAACCUGGUGGUCAUCAAAAGGUACAAAACGGAGCAGUUUUCACGGAGUAGACAGUGUCAGAGGAUGAGGAGGGGGGGGAGGAGGAGAGAGAGGGGGGCCAUCAUCCUCAGUGAGGAGCGGGACUGCUCCUUAUUGGCGGAUUUCCAGCCGGUGUCUUACAUCAACCUUGGGGUUUUUAACGUGUUGGAUGAGACAGGCGCAGAAGUGCAACGCGGGGGACACCCGUCCAUCGAGCUGCCGGGGUACUCCCCCUCGGACCCGGAGCUCAACCACUGCUUCCCCUUCUCUUACCCCCUCCCCAGUGAACUGCCGCCCGCAUACGAGGACAUCUUCCCCGCUGAGGCAUGCAACACAUAGCCGCUCUGGAGCAGCCCCCCCCCCUCCCCUCUUCUGCUCUGACAAUCACUGACUUUGUGCUUAAGUCCCCCCCCCCCCCCCCCAUUUAAAAAUCCUCCAACAACAACACCCUCCCUGGCAAAAAGCAGCCUGUUCCAUAGGAGGACAGUAGCAGCAGCAGCAGAGGACAGUAACAGUCCUGGUCAGUGGGAUAGUUUCUAUGGGUGUGUAUUGGCAAGAGUCACAAAACUAGGAUCACGAUACAAUAUAUCACGAUAUAUCGCAAUACUGUUAAAACUUCUUCAUCAGAAUUUGGAAGCAAUCCGUAUUAUUGAGAGGAGAUCAUUGGAUCAGACUGUUCUCCUGGGUACAUGGGCAAGGUAGAAACUCCAAAACAUGAAAAUGUGGCCUUGGCUCUGACUCAUCAGUAAACUUGCAGCUUUAUUGAUUGACUGACAUCACAUCUAUUUGAGAAAAAAACAUAAAGCAAAUUAGGGUGGUCUUGGUUCACUCAGAAAAAGG